Messenger RNA from Exophiala spinifera, 654 nucleotides. RefSeq lists its product as uncharacterized. The record is from RefSeq and is a predicted model, not a curated record. The coding region runs from base 1 to 654 and encodes 217 amino acids. Lineage: Eukaryota; Fungi; Ascomycota; Eurotiomycetes; Chaetothyriales; Herpotrichiellaceae. The transcript has a single exon.
AUGGUUGAGGUCAAGCGAUAUAAUCUCCCGCCAACCGCGCUCAUACCGAACUCUCCACAACCUCUGCUCCACUACCCCGGAUUCCUGUCCGUAGAGUCCGGCAAUGACGCGGCGACCAAAAUCUACGAUCUCUUCUCCAGUAACGGAUGGAAGACGCAGUGGAUUUUCCGGUACGGCCAGACGCAGACGUCGCACUACCACAGCAUGGCGCACGAGUGCAUGGUCGUCCUGACGGGGACGGCGACCAUUCGCUUUGGAGUGGCCGACACGGACUCUGACCUGGAGAAGAGCACCUAUGGUGACGGCAGAGAGGAAGGAGGGGUCGAGGUCAGCGCCGGUCCCGGAGACGUCUUCAUCCUGCCGGCGGGCACGGCCCAUAAGACGUUCAACGCGAGUCCACUGACCGAGUUCAAACUGUUGACUCCUGGCGAUGGUCACAGUGUGGCAGCGGAAGACGUGAGAGAGGCCCUCGCCAACAUUGACCUUUCGGGCUUCACCAUGAUAGGCGCGUACCCUCAGGACGGGGGCGAAUGGGACUUCGCGAAAGGGGGAGAAAACGCCGGCAAUUAUGAGCAGGUGUGGUCGGUCCCCAAGCCAGACAAGGACCCGGUAUUGGGCGACUCGGAAGAGGGCAUAUGUGGACAGUGGCGGUAG